AUGAUACCUCAGUCGAACCCUACAGCUCAAAGACGUUCAGGUGAUGCCCAAAAUACCAAUAAUGUGGCACCUAACUCAGUAGCCACCACCACUGACACUGCUUUGACAGCUUCCACACAAUCUGGAAGCAGCAGCAAUAAUGCGAAUAAAAAAUUGGAGUAUAUAGGUGUCUACAAGAUUGGUCCAGAAAUUGGUAAAGGGUCAUUUGCCACGGUUUAUAAAUGUAUCGAUACAACCAAUAAUAAAGCUGUGGCUAUCAAGUCCGUGUAUCGGUCCAAAUUAAAAUCGAAAAAACUACUAGAAAACUUAGAAAUUGAAAUCCAGAUAUUGAAAUCAAUGAAACAUCCUCACAUAGUGGGUCUAUUAGAUUAUAAGCAAACAACAAGCUACUUCCAUCUAGUGAUGGAUUAUUGUUCCAUGGGCGAUUUGUCAUAUUUCAUUAGACGAAGGAAUAAUUUGGUGAAGUCACAUCCAGUAAUCUCAAGUUUGUUGCAUUGCUAUCCGUCACCAGAAGGGUCUCACGGGUUAAAUGAAGUUUUGGUUCUCCAUUUUUUGAGACAGCUCUCGUCUGCACUUCAAUUUUUAAGAGACAAGAGUUUAGUACAUCGAGACAUUAAACCACAAAACUUGCUCUUGUGCCCGCCAGUUCAUUCAAAGCAGGAAUUCAUUGAUGGCGAGUUUGUUGGUAUGUGGGAAUUGCCAAUAUUGAAAAUAGCUGAUUUUGGAUUCGCUCGUUUCUUGCCCUCAACCUCAAUGGCAGAGACUUUGUGUGGGUCUCCCCUUUACAUGGCUCCAGAGAUUUUGCGAUAUGAAAAAUAUAACGCCAAGGCAGAUUUGUGGUCGGUUGGUGCUGUCCUAUACGAAAUGACAGUGGGGAAACCGCCUUUCAAGGCAGGAAACCACAUAGAAUUGUUGAAAAACAUUGAGAAGGCAAACGAUAAAAUCAAAUUUCCUUCGGCAGCUCAGGUACCUGAACCUUUGAAACAAUUGAUUAGGUCAUUGUUGAAAUACAACCCAACUGAGCGGAUUUCUUUCAACGAGUUUUUCAAUGACUCAUUAAUAACCUGUGACUUGGAUGAUAAUGAUCAGCCUCUCGAAACCUCUCAAAUGGAUGAGAAUUUGUUUAUCAGUGAAUAUAUCAGUCCCAUAGCUCCUGCCGAGCGAUCACAGUUUUUCAAAGAGCAAAAGAAGAAUGAUUCAGUUGUUAGAAGCCCAUCACCCACUACUGCUACUACUGCAACCCCACGUCAAGACAAUGUAGUACAGCAAAUGACAAAAAUUACGAGUCCUGUACCAGACGAUUUUGCCCUUUCCAUUGCACGAAACUCGUCAGAAUUUAAUUUAAAAAAGGAUGAUAUGAAUUUAGAAAAAGAUUAUGUUGUUGUUGAGAAAAGGGCAGUUGAAGUUAAUGCACUCGCAGACGAAUUGGCACACGCUGGAGCUGGAGCAGAUGCCAUUCCAAACUCACGCAAGAAUCUGGAUGUAGACCAGACCAAUAGAUUGGCGUCACUGCAACAGCAAACGGAAACAGCACUGUACCGCAGGUCGUCACUGAGUGGCAGUCAAAAACGUCCUAGUUUUUCUGAAAGACGAAUUUCGCUUUCACUCUCGCCGACCAAUGCUUUAACAAAGGCAAUUGGGUUAGCUUCGAAUCGAUUGUUUGGGUUGACUACCAACAGUCUGCAUUCCAAUGUAUCAGCUAUAGCCGAAGAUGAUGACUCGUCUACUAGUAACAAUGAUGCAUCGUCUUUUUCAACUGUCAUUCCUUCUACCAAUAAUCACGUCCUUUUACAGAAACUCAAUCUAGCCACUAUAGGUGAACCGGGUACUGAAUUUGAUUUAGGGAGUGUUUCCAAUUUAGACGAACAAAUACUAGACAAGCUAGAGUUAAUUGCAAACAUUGCUAAUGCUGUGAAUUUGUAUGCUGAUGUCAAAUUCAGUCAGAUUAUUCCCAGUCCGCCAUCUUCAGACGGGAUAGAGGAUGACACCGAGAUGUUGCCUCCUAAGAUUAUUCAUAUGAUCAGUCAAGAGGGAAUAGGAUUAUAUAUUAAGACGUUGAGUUUGUUGGGAAGAGCCAUGGAUAUUGCUGGUCAAUGGUGGUUUGAAAAAUAUGAUGCUGUUCAUGGCGAAAGACCUAGCUUUGAAACGACAGUUAGAAUUAAUCAAAUAGUGCAAUGGAUCAGAGAAAAGUAUAAUAUUUCCCUUGAAAGAUUAGAGUUUUUGAAAAGUAAAAGUGAUUUUACUGCUGAAGAAACAAUAGAAGAUAACGAGCCUAAUGGAACAACAAGAGUGCAACAGGCAAUUUUUGCUGCUGCUCUUGGAAUCGCUAGGGAAACUGCACUUAAGGAACUUCUUCGCAAUAGCACAGAUAUAGAAUGCUCAUAUGUCACAAGUAUAUAUAUGCUUUUGGCAAUACUUGAAGAUCUUGAAGAAUCUGAUCGCCAGGAAGUGAAGAAAAUAAUUGAAAAAAUUAACUCCCGUUUGAAGAAUUUCAUGGGGAAAUGA
This is a messenger RNA of Candida albicans SC5314, 2505 nucleotides long. RefSeq names its product serine/threonine protein kinase (gene ATG1). The record is from RefSeq and is a predicted model, not a curated record. Gene Ontology annotation, molecular function: protein serine/threonine kinase activity; ATP binding. Gene Ontology annotation, biological process: autophagy; peptidyl-serine phosphorylation; autophagosome organization. The coding region runs from base 1 to 2505 and encodes 834 amino acids. Gene Ontology annotation, cellular component: autophagosome; cytoplasm. The transcript has a single exon. NCBI's taxonomy places the organism in Eukaryota, Fungi, Ascomycota, Pichiomycetes, Serinales, Debaryomycetaceae.